Molecule: messenger RNA, 1207 nt
Organism: Setaria italica (foxtail millet)
Lineage: Eukaryota; Viridiplantae; Streptophyta; Magnoliopsida; Poales; Poaceae
Exons: 6
Coding region: 8-922 (304 amino acids)
Molecular function (GO): protein binding
Source: RefSeq, a predicted model, not a curated record
GGACCUAAUGCAACAACAAAAGCUGCUAAGCACAGAAGCUGAAAGGAUGCGCCGCCUUGAAGAGAUUCCAGAAAUUAUUGCAGAUACAGAACAAGAAGGAAAUGAAACUGAACUGGAAGUUGCAGCAAGCAACUCGUCUCAAGAGAAUAGAGGUAAUACAAGUACCUCCUUACCUCCCUUGCCUCUAGGAGCGAAACAGCAAGUAGCUAAUGCUUUAAGUGAUAUUCAAGGGGAGCCACCAAAAGGUAAAGAAAGUGACAGUGCUUCUUGUUUCAUGGAUGCGACUGAAAAUUCUAAAGGUAAUACAGCCUUCUUACCAUCCUUGUCUCCUGGAGCAAAACAACAAGUAGAAUAUUCUUUAAACGGUCAUCAAGAGGAGCCACCUAAAGCAGAGAAUGUACUCAAAUGUUUAAGAGAGGAGAAACCAACCAAAGAUGGAAGCUCAACUGAAGCCAUGGGCAUUGCCAAAGAUGAAAGCGAGUACACCAGGUGCAAGAAUGGCGGGGCAAAUAUUGAAGAAGCUAUCAACCUGGAUAGUGACGAAGAUGAGGAUCUUCACAUUGUUGAACAUAGGACAGAAGGCAACAAGUCACAUGCUCUGAGGGCUAUGAAUGGUGGGCAUCUUUAUAUGCAGCAACCCAAGUCAGGUUCGCUUAUAGCCUUACAUGCCCAGGGAGCCAUGAAUGGGGAUCUUCACCUGGAGCAGCACGGGGCGGCAGUGCAUGCAGCCAUGAAUGCGGUGUCACCCCUCACACCACUGUGGAAUUAUGUAGAUCCUCAAGGACACACCCGAGGGCCAUUUCCACUGUCUUGCCUGUUUCGUUGGAGCGGCUUCUUCGCGAAGGACUUCAAAGUGUGGAGGACAGGAGAGACCGCGGAGCAGGCUAUUUUGCUUACAGAUGCCUUUCUCAUGUAUCUGUAGCGUGCUCUCUCAGUUGAGCCUUCCGUCUUAACUUUUGAUCUCUCAGUUGACCUGGAAACACCUUAUUAGGUCGUCAUCUUCCUGAGAAUAUAUACUUAGGUAUUUGUUGGCAUGCCGUGUUUAGUUCAGGCAGGCAUUUGUUGCUCGCUGAUCGAUCAGGUGUUGGUGAUGAUCCUUCUUGGGUUGGAUUUCUCCUAUUCUUUUCCACUUCAGUUUGUAGAACACUGCUCUGCAUCUCGCUAAUGUUUAAGAACAAGUUGCCAUGGUUCAUGUUCUUAAAUGCAU